AUGACUUGCCUCAAAGUGGCUGACUUUCCUAUUGGUAACCUAGUAGCCAACAGUAAGCAAGACAGUGUGCGUUACCAUAAUCUGAACCCAAACUACGUCCAUGAGCGUCUAAAACAGCUGGGCCAGAGUUUCAGCCUCAGAGUUCUGCAGGUUGACUUGAAAGGCCCUCAUCAUGCAUCAAACGAGCUUGCACGAAUAUGCAUCAUGGUUGACUGUACACUCAUCUUGGCCUGGAGUCCUGAAGAAGCAGGCCAUUAUCUUGAGACCCAUAAAUCCUAUGAGAAGAAACCUGCAGAUCUGCUUAAGGAGCAAGUGGAGAAAAAUUACCUGUCCCAGGUUACAGAUUGUUUAACCACAGUGAAGUCUGUCAAUAAGACCGAUGCCAUGACUCUUUGGACUCUAAGGAACACAGUGGAGGGCAUCGCUAAAGCUUCUAAAGAGGAACUGGUUUUAUGUCCAGGACUCGGUCCACAGACCAAGAAAAAGGAAAGUUGA
Danio aesculapii is the source of this 495-nucleotide messenger RNA. Its product is annotated as DNA excision repair protein ERCC-1-like. Gene Ontology annotation, cellular component: nucleus; nucleotide-excision repair factor 1 complex; ERCC4-ERCC1 complex. The coding region runs from base 1 to 495 and encodes 164 amino acids. NCBI's taxonomy places the organism in Eukaryota, Metazoa, Chordata, Actinopteri, Cypriniformes, Danionidae. Gene Ontology annotation, biological process: UV-damage excision repair; meiotic mismatch repair; mitotic recombination. Gene Ontology annotation, molecular function: damaged DNA binding; single-stranded DNA binding. The record is from RefSeq and is a predicted model, not a curated record. The transcript is spliced from 7 exons.